UUAUACCGGUCACCUGACUCAAAAGAAGGCAUUAAUGUCAAACCCCAGAAAAAAUAAAGACAUUUAAUAUCUUUGCAAAAAAGAGGUAAUAACAUGUGAGAUAGAAAUGAACUUCCUUAGAUUACUAUUAGAUUACAUUAAAAUGUAACUUUUAGCACUUUAACACUGCAUUUUUAGGUUGUUAAAGAAGAAGAAGAAGAUUUAAUGGUAUAGAUUUCUUCUUCCAGUCCACGUUAAAUUAUAUGCAGUUUUUUUUGUCUGCUAAUGUUGGGUUAUGGUACAAUGAUUAGCACAUUAAAAAGAUCGUGGGUUUGAAUCCACCAGACCAACUGGGGCCUUUCUUUGUGGAGUUCUCCUUCUCUGUCUUCAUUCCACAAUCCAAAGAAUAUGUGCAAGAAUGGGUGACUGGCUCUAUGUGUUAGUCUGUGACUAAAUGUGGCCUGUCCAGUGUGUGUCGGCUGUCACUCGAUGCUCUGCACAAAAGCAAAUAAGUAGAAGAACAUUGAUAUCACAUGCUUCUCUCAAGAUGACAAAAUGUGUAUUUUCUUCAUGAUCCCUAUUUAUAUCAUAACAGAAAUUUCUCAAGAUGUCCAGCAUCUACUUUAAAAACCAGAGUCCAGAAUGGGUGAACCAAGUGGUCUGUCUUCUGAACACUUCCGCUGUCCUUGUGGUCACUUCAGCUCACUCUGGGAAACUCCUGCUGGAGAUGAAGAGAGUUACACUUGGGCUUCGCUUAUGAACAGCAGCUGUUUUACAGCUUCACACCUGAUCUGAGCAUAAAAGAAGAGCUGAGUGAAACAGGGAGCGAAAGCUGUGUUACUUUUCUGCUGUUUUGUGACAGUUUGGUGAAUGAAAGCAUGGGAGUGUAUGUAUACAGAGACCUUAACUGGAUAUUCAAGUUUUAUGAUCUGACUUUCUUUGAGGGGGCCCUCAGCAGGUGGAUGCCUCCCACCUCACAGUGUGUAAGUGACAGUUUUUCUGCUCUGUUGCGUCAUAACAUACAGUUAGAGAGAGACAGAGCACAGGAAAGCAACAGCAUGAUAGAGAAAGCACCAGAACAGAGUAGAGGCAGUGAGAUAGAGUAACUCUGUUCCUGUCAAGCUUCUCGCAGCUGUUCAACGUCACAACUGACUCCUGACAGACAGCCCCAACUGAAGGACAAAAAUAACCCUCAAGGAGAGGGCGCCUACCAACACUCAACAUCAGGGGUCAGGGGAUUUCUGCCAAUGUAAAGCAAAAAAUUUGACAAUAAAUUUAAAAAGCUGAAGAGCUCUCACAGAUGACAACCAGCUUCAGGUGUGUUUCUUUCGCACAAAGAUAACUGGUUUUAUUGACAAGCCUGCCCACUGAAGAUUUUUAAUUUCUCACUUAACUAAAGAGACAAAACACCAACCAACCCGUCUUCUGCAUCUGUUGGUACGGUUCAAGAGGUGCUCAGCUAUUUUAGUAACUUGGGUGAGGAAUGUACAGUCACUGAAGAACACAGGCACAGAUUGGAGAUCCUACACUAAGUCUUCUCUCAUCCACUCAGACCAUCAUCCAUUCACCAGAGUCUCAGAAUCCGGCGCACCUACAAUGGAGACUGUGGCAAUAUUUGACUCACCUGGGAAGGGGAGAGGGUUAAAGGCAACAAAGGAGUUUUGGGCAGGAGAUGUAAUUUUUUCUGAGGCCAGUAUUGCAGCUGUUGUCUUUGACAGUCUAGCAGAGCGUAUUUGCCACAGCUGUUUCCGAAGACAGGAGAAGCUUCAGCGGUGCGGCCAGUGUAAAUUUGCGCAUUACUGUGACCGAACCUGCCAGCGUGCAGGCUGGGCAGAGCACAAGCUAGAAUGCAGCGCCAUCAAAGCUUAUGGCAAAGUACCAAAUGAGAACAUCCGUGUGGUGGCCCGCAUUAUGUGGCGCCUCGACAAGGAGGGGAGCACGGUGUCUGACAUGCAGCUGACCACGCUGGACGAGCUGGAGGACCACAUUGCCGAUAUGCCAGAGGACGACUUGAAGGAGCUGAAAGUGGACAUUCACAACUUCCUGGACUACUGGCCCCAUAAUAGCAAACAGCACACAAUUGAUGAUAUCUCACACAUAUUUGGAGUGAUCAACUGUAACGGCUUCAGUGUGAGUGACCAGAGGGGUCUCCAGGCAGUAGGAGUUGGUCUUUUCCCCAACUUGUGUCUAGUGAACCAUGACUGCUGGCCCAACUGCACCGUAAUCCUCAACCACGGCAAUCAAUCGGCUGUGAAUACUAUGUUUCAUUCUCAACGGAGGAUCGAGCUGCGUGCUUUGGGUAAGAUUGCAGAAGGCGAGGAGCUGACAGUCGCCUAUGUGGACUUCUUGAAUUUGUCAGAGGAGCGACAGAGGCUGCUGAAAACACAAUAUUUCUUUGACUGCACGUGUGAACACUGCAAGAACCGAAUCAAAGAUGACAUCAAGAUUGGGGGAAGGGAAGAGGACGGAGUCAAGCCUUCAGAGGAACAAGUGAAAGAGGCCACAGAUUAUUGCUUUCAGAUGCUAGAGAAGAUGGAGAAGGCUCGAUUAAAUGGUGACUACCAUGAGGUUGUGAAAAUCUGCAGGGAGUGCAUUGAGAAGACAGAGCCGGUUCUGGCAGACACUCACAUCUACCUGUUGAGGAUGUGGAGCACAAUGAGUGAGGUUCAAGCUUACCUGCAGUACUUUGAUGAUGCUGCAGAUUACGCCCGCAAGAUGGUGGAGGGAUACAUGAAGCUGUACCACCCGAACAACGCUGCUCUUGGCAUGGCUGCCAUGAGAGCAGGAGUGACCCACUGGCAGGCUGGGCAGAUUGAGGUUGGACAUGGGAUGAUCUGCAAGGCCUACGCCAUUCUCAUGAUUACCCAUGGCCCAACACAUCCCAUCACUAAGGACCUUGAUGCGAUGCGCAUUCAGACAGAGAUGGAGCUGAGGAUGUUCAAACAGAAUGAGUAUGUUUAUCACAGUAUGAGAGAGGCAGCUCUGAAGAACAAACCCAUGACCAUGAUGCACGAGCCCAAGUCUGUGGAGGAGGGAAUCAAAAAUCUCUUCCACCGGAGGAAGUGA
Messenger RNA from Oreochromis aureus, 3045 nucleotides. RefSeq names its product SET and MYND domain containing 1b (gene smyd1b). The record is from RefSeq and is a predicted model, not a curated record. The transcript has 11 exons. Gene Ontology annotation, cellular component: nucleus. The coding region runs from base 1576 to 3045 and encodes 489 amino acids. Lineage: Eukaryota; Metazoa; Chordata; Actinopteri; Cichliformes; Cichlidae. Gene Ontology annotation, molecular function: histone H3K4 methyltransferase activity; protein binding.